This is a messenger RNA of Lactuca saligna, 390 nucleotides long. The record is from the annotation of a GenBank genome assembly. NCBI's taxonomy places the organism in Eukaryota, Viridiplantae, Streptophyta, Magnoliopsida, Asterales, Asteraceae.
AUGGAAUUCUCAUGCAGCCAAGGGGAGGCGCCUUCCACGGUUGCAGUGCUCGCCAAGUCAAAGAGAAAGGGAGGUGACAACAACACUAGAGCACGUAAAGAGAAACAUUGUUCCCCCACACCGGGCCCCGCCAGGGGAAGCAAGAGGAAGUCUCGACCCAUGAAGGCCCAUAUACAUCAGCUGAAGAAAGAACGUCUCCGCCCAAUAAGGAGCAUGUGCAUGGGAAGGCACAUCUAUUUCAAAACCAACAAUGGGGAUAUAGAAAUCAACCUUCAGAAUCUGAGGAAGAACCUCCCGGGCUCCGCUUGCCACAAAAUUGGUGGAAUCCAUCAUAAUCUAAAUCCCCUUAACGGAAGAGGCCAGCAAAAUGAGUCUCAACAAAAGACAUAA